Molecule: messenger RNA, 366 nt
Organism: Ilex paraguariensis (yerba mate)
Lineage: Eukaryota; Viridiplantae; Streptophyta; Magnoliopsida; Aquifoliales; Aquifoliaceae
Source: the annotation of a GenBank genome assembly
AUGCCAAUGCCCACAUUAAUAUCGAGCUUCCCUAUUGCACCAGAGGUUCCACUGGAUGCUGACAAAGCAUUGGUGUCAACACUAGUGUCGAGAUCUGAAGAAGCAAGGACGAGGAUAGUGGCUAGUAAUCCUAAGGGAGGACCAAUUUGGGCUCCACCUAAUGUUGGCGAAAUGCCAAUGCCCACAUUAAUAUCGAGCUUCCCUAUUGCACCAGAGGUUCCACUGGAUGCUGACAAAGCAUUGGUGUCAACACUAGUGUCGAGAUCUGAAGAAGCAAGGACGAGGAUAGUGGCUAGUAAUCCUAAGGGAGGACCAAUUUGGUGUGGUUCCUCGUCUGUUGGCGUGGAGGGUUCCAACUCGAGUUAG